UGUCACACCCACCCACACACACACACACACACACACACACACACAAACACUUGUUCCAUUGCUGUUGUUCAGAAAUACACUCGUCUGAGUCGAUGACCUUUGACCUCCAGGUGAACAAGGAGCCCAAAAUGGUGGCAGUAAAUGAGGUGCCAAUGUUGGUGGUGCUGACCAGUGUGUGUACUCUGUGUGUUCUCAUCGUCUCCACACUCUGGACAUGUUUGAAGAUCGUAAGUGCCGUGAGAACGGAAACACAGGAGACGUACACGCUGUACCCAGAACAAGAAGAGAUAACGGAUGAGCUGAAGCAGAAAAUAAGUGAAGAGGAUGAGGAGGAGGAGGAGGAGGAGGAGGAAGAAAAGGAGGAGGAGGAGGAGGAAGACAACAGCUGACACCUCAACUGUGUUAUUAUUAUUAUUAUUAUUAUUAUUAUUAUUAUUAUUAUUAUUAUUACUAUUAUUAAUAAUAAUAAUAAUAAAAAAUUACGGUAACAUCUGAAAACACAAGCUGCAUUUUGGUGAUUUGAGGCUGUAAGUGAAGCUACGAACAGUUAAUGUUAUUGGAGACAAGACACAGGGCUCUGAACAGAAAGAAAGAAAGAAAGAUAGAUAGAUAGAUAGAGAGAGAGAGAGAGAGAGAGAGAGAGAGAGAUCUUUAAAAAGACUUUCUGUUUCUUACUCUCAAUAGGUUACCAUGAUGACCACUGCAGGGUUAAGUUCCUCUUUUAAUUGAAAAAUAAAAAUAAAAAUGUAAAUUUAUUAAAGAUUUAUUGAUA
Molecule: messenger RNA, 772 nt
Organism: Tachysurus vachellii
Lineage: Eukaryota; Metazoa; Chordata; Actinopteri; Siluriformes; Bagridae
Exons: 4
Coding region: 93-389 (98 amino acids)
Source: RefSeq, a predicted model, not a curated record